CCGCGCCCCGCGGCCGCGCUUCGGAGCCUCCGCGGAGCCGCCGCCGCCGAUCGCGCUCCUCGCAGCGGCCGCCGCGCCUACGCCAGCCCCCGGCUCCGCUCGCGGCCUACCCCCGCUCCUCGCCAUGGCGCGGCCGCUCGUGCCCAGCUCGCAGAAAGCCCUGCUGCUGGAGCUGAAAGGGCUGCAGGAGGAGCCGGUGGAAGGGUUCCGGGUCAAUCUGGUGGACGAAGGGGACCUUUACAACUGGGAGGUGGCCAUCUUCGGCCCCCCCAACACCUACUACGAGGGCGGGUAUUUCAAGGCUCGUCUCCGCUUUCCCAUCGACUACCCCUAUUCUCCCCCUGCCUUCAGGUUCUUGACUAAAAUGUGGCACCCCAAUAUCUAUGAGACUGGUGAUGUCUGCAUCUCCAUCCUCCACCCACCAGUGGAUGACCCCCAGAGUGGGGAACUGCCAUCAGAGCGGUGGAAUCCCACCCAGAACGUGAGGACCAUUCUCCUGAGCGUGAUCUCGCUGCUCAAUGAGCCCAACACGUUUUCUCCAGCCAACGUGGACGCGUCAGUGAUGUACCGCAAGUGGAAGGAGAGCAAAGGGAAGGACCAGGAGUACACAGACAUCAUCAGGAAGCAAGUGUUGGGCACAAAGGUGGAUGCUGAGAGGGAUGGUGUGAAGGUCCCCACCACACUGGCAGAGUAUUGUGUGAAGACCAAGACUCCAGCCCCAGAUGAGGGGCUCAGACCUCUUCUAUGAUGACUAUUAUGAGGAUGAUGAGAUGGAGGAGGAAGCAGACAGCUGUUAUGGUGAUGAAGAUGACUCUGGCAACGAGGAAUCUUG
Molecule: messenger RNA, 832 nt
Organism: Colius striatus (speckled mousebird)
Lineage: Eukaryota; Metazoa; Chordata; Aves; Coliiformes; Coliidae
Gene: CDC34
Product: cell division cycle 34, ubiqiutin conjugating enzyme
Exons: 5
Coding region: 125-748 (207 amino acids)
Biological process (GO): ubiquitin-dependent protein catabolic process; protein polyubiquitination
Molecular function (GO): ubiquitin conjugating enzyme activity
Source: RefSeq, a predicted model, not a curated record